GACGGGCCGCCACACCGGCACUCCGAGAAUGCCCGCCGCUGGCUGGAGCAGUACUACGUGGGGGAGAUGGAGCCCGGCGAGGAGCAGAGCCUCCCCGAGCCGGUGGAUGAGAACGCGGUGGAUGUUGCAGCGCAGAGCCCGACGCAGAAGGAUCCCCGCUAUAAAACAGUGGACGUGGCCAACGACCUGGUGGAUUGGGAGAAGCCCUUGCUGUGGCAGGUGGGCUACCUGGGCGAGAAGUACGACGCCCAGCCUGGGGCCGGGCCCACCCGCCUCUUCCACUCGGAUUUCAUCGAGUCCCUCUCCAAGACGGCGUGGUACAUGGUGGUCUUAGUGUGGGCUCCCGUGGUGCUCUAUCUCAGCUGGGUCAGCUACACCUCCCUUGCCCAGGGCAACACCAGGCUCUUCGCCUCCUUCACCACAGAGUACUCCAUCCCUGUCCACAAAUACUACUUCCCCUUCAUCUUCCUCAUGGGGAUGUUCCUGUGGUCCCUGCUCGAGUACCUCAUCCAUCGCUUUGUCUUCCACAUGAAGCCACCCGCUAGUAACUACUAUCUCAUCACCCUGCAUUUCUUGCUGCAUGGGCAGCAUCACAAGUGUCCUUUCGACAGCUCCCGCCUGGUCUUUCCUCCUGUGCCAGCCUCGCUGGUGAUCGGCUUCUUCUACGGCGGCCUCCGGCUCCUGCUGGCCGAGGUGCUGGGGCUCUCGGUGUUCGUCGGGGGGCUCUGCGGCUACGUCAUCUAUGACAUGAUGCACUAUUACCUCCACUACGGCUCCCAAGGCACCUACCUGUACGGCCUGAAGGCUUAUCACGUCAAGCACCACUUUGAACACCAAAAAUCAGGCUUCGGCAUCAGCACCCGCUUCUGGGAUCGCCCCUUCCGGACGCUCAUCCCUGAGGAGACCUUCGAGAAGGAGAACUGA
Molecule: messenger RNA, 924 nt
Organism: Mesitornis unicolor (brown roatelo)
Lineage: Eukaryota; Metazoa; Chordata; Aves; Mesitornithiformes; Mesitornithidae
Gene: FA2H
Product: fatty acid 2-hydroxylase
Biological process (GO): fatty acid metabolic process; lipid biosynthetic process
Cellular component (GO): endoplasmic reticulum; membrane
Molecular function (GO): fatty acid 2-hydroxylase activity; iron ion binding
Source: RefSeq, a predicted model, not a curated record